Messenger RNA from Mollisia scopiformis, 2016 nucleotides. RefSeq lists its product as uncharacterized. The transcript is spliced from 3 exons. NCBI's taxonomy places the organism in Eukaryota, Fungi, Ascomycota, Leotiomycetes, Helotiales, Mollisiaceae. Bases 33 to 1727 code for a protein of 564 amino acids. The record is from RefSeq and is a predicted model, not a curated record.
CGUUCCUUUCCCAGCACCACGAUUCCUCAGCCAUGGCACAAGUUCAGGGAUACCCCCCCGCUCGUCUGAUUUCUACAGGGGACUACGGUCGUCCUGAUAUGCUGAUUCUUGCCUCGAAUAAUCCCGAAUGUCAAUUCGACUGUACGAAGCAUCCCAGCUCUACAUUCCGAACCAGAAAGAGGGCAUUUCCCGUUUACCAUGUCGAGUUCGCACGACAAUACGAAGCGGAAAUUCAUGAGAAGAUUGUCGAAAUCGUACAAACUCACCUCCUAAGCGCGUGCCUGUGGCGUCUACAUGUACUCAGAUGGGGCUUCCAGUUCAGCGCGACGGCCAAUCCUAUCGUGGUACACUUGCUCGCCGUAGGGGAUGUUGCUAACGAGCUGGCGCUGGCGAUUGUCAAUCAAAUCAGUGCUACCAUCGCAACUUCAUGGCAGGUGGGCGAGCCAGUCUACGUGGACCUUUGCCGACCACCACCGCAGGACCUCCUCUUCUUCAAGGCCCCCAAGCUGCGAGCUUCUGAAGACCCUGAAGGAUGCCCUCCAGAAACCCGUGCAGGACAAGAUCUCAGCGGGUCUUGGUCUCAAAUGUACACCUCGCCGCCUUUCCCCGGGAUGUCAGUUGGAAAGAAGGAUGAGACGGCAGCAGGCUCGUUUACGGGAUAUAUCAAACAUGAAGAAAAUGAGAUUUACGGCUUGACCUGUGCACAUGUUCUCGACCCUAGCGGCAAGGUUCUAGGUGUUGACCGGAAAGGGACGUAUGUCUACACGCCAGGCGAAACAAGUCAUCUUGUUGAGAUGCCGGCUAUGAACGACGACACGGCAACCAAGAAGGGAUGCAAAGAGAGCUACGACAUGUGGUCCUCAGCAAAGGAAGAGGAGACAAAGAAGUUAGAGAAGCUUAAGGUGCUUGAGGCGCUUGGCGUGCAUGAAGGCUCCUUUGCCGGGACUUCAAGAGCGGCGGAGACUGCUUUGCGGGCGGCGGAGAUGUCUUUGGAGCAUUGGUCGGAGAUGGUAAAGCAAAGCGAGAGUUGGACCGAAAUCCAACCCAGAAAAGCCAUCAUUGCAGUUUCGGAUCCAAAUACACCAUCAACCGCAUACGCAGGCCGCUUGGAUUGGGCAAUCUUUGAGAUAGAUGUGGGUCUACAAACCAAAAACAAGCAUCUUCCUCAUUCUAUGUUCGACUCAGAUUCUGAAUUCCUAGAGCUCGACUCGUCACACCGGAACGCUCUCGAAGCCCACUUUGACUCCGGAAACAUCGGACCCAUCGGACCCCAAACCAAUGCAGACGAGCGCAAUCCUAAGGAUAAAGCAGAGGCAUUCCGUUCAGCGGCUUGGCGAUACUUCAGACCAGGUCCCGAGUUCAAGCCACUCCGGCGAGACGACCCGAAAUCAGACGAGGUCUUUUUCAAAGUGCCAAGUCGUACAACCGGAUGGAAGCAAGGCACGUUCACUGGGAUCAAGGCUACUCUUGCCUCUUCUGAAUUUCCAAACAUAACUCGAGAAUGGUGCUUUGUUAGCCCCUCUCCAUACGAUCAGGUCACGAGACCCGGUGAUUCGGGAGCCCCUCUGAUCGAUAGCAAUUUCCGACCCAUAGCUAUGGCAUGGGGAGGUCUUGGAAUUGGAUAUCACACUAUUCACGAUGUUACUUAUGCCACUCCAAUUCAUGUUAUUCUAAGCGAUAUCGAAACAUGCAUGGGUUGGGCUGAAGGAAGCGUCAGUUUCUGCUAAUCGUCGGAGGUCGACGUUACGUUGACCAUGAACGCUUGAGCCGAAGAUGAUGUUGCUCACAGUAACUACCUUCGAAUCUCGUUUUACUACGAACUUGGAAGGCACCAUUCUUCACCGGUUGAACUAUCGCGACCCACUACUGGAAGGGCUAGGAGGCAUAGACGGAGGGCGUAUGGGUUGACCAAGGCAUCAAAGCAUGUUUCUCUUUUUUCCCCUUUUUUCUUUCCCCCCCCUUUUUUCGUCUUUCCGUAGCCUAGACACAAACAAUGGAUUUCUCAACUCAAGGAAA